ACCGAAGUUGUCUCACAAACACUCCUUUGCCCGUCAAGACCUGGAACGAAACCUCAACUACAUCACUAUCCGGAAAGUAAAUGGGUAUUGAGAAUCCUCCUCAUCCGUCACAACAAACUUGGCCUCGUACUGCCCAAUCUGAUGAAGCCCAGAUGCCCUCCCCCGGUGCCCCCUAGGCUCACAGCUGAGCCUCUGUCCCCUGCAACCCAGCCGACUGGCGCACCACCAUCAUUCUUCUACUUCAUAGCCAUUGGCUCCGCCAGACCACCUUCGAGACCUCCUCCUCCAGGCUGCCAGUUUGCUGUGCUACCAAACCCUGGCUGCUGAGGGCCCAGUCUUAUCACGUUCCCACGCUUAGAUCGUUGGCGUUAGCUGCUUGGUGACCCUUGCUCCGUGCCGGCUCCCGUCUAUUCUCUGGGGCCGCCCAUUCCCCUCCCUCCCUCCCUACCUCUCUCGUAGCAGCACCGCGGCGGCGCCACGGCGAAAGGCACCAUCUUUCAGCCCAUUGAUAGCCUGGUCGUCCCCCUCACUUCAUGGCCAAAAGUACAGAUCCAUCCUCCCCGUUGUCCAUCAUGUCUCUCGCUUCAACCUGAGUCUUUUGCCUCAAUUUCUCGUCAGACACUUGGCCUAUAGCAGAACUCACCAUCGAUAGGGUCAAGAUCCCUUUCCCGCCUCACUUACACGCUCUACGACGCUCUACUUGACAAGGCUGUGGCAGCCAGCCUCCAGCCCGAGCUUCAUGUCAGCUUCACCUUCAAGUUCGCACGCGACCCAGACUGGUCGCCCUUCGCUUUGGAAUGACUCGGCCGAGCGCAGAUUAGCUAGGCUCUAUGUCUACACGACCUUGCCCCUCACCAAAAUUGUGGAAGUCGUUCAUAGAGUAACUCCGGGAAAACGAGACUGUCCAGGAAAGGACUCAGCCAACAAGAAAUUGAACUCAAUCCUUGACAAAGAGCCGCGAUGGCUUCACCCACGAACCCGGACAGACAUGGAUCGGCGCAUAAGCGCCCUCGAUAACUCCCCAACCCGCCAGAACACGCCCGAGAAUGCAUUUUCGCCAAACUACUCUCGCUCAAUUUCGUCCGGCGCCCGAUCGCAUCUGAGCGUACACCCCGACUUCAAAUACGAAGGCGGCAACAGCCCAACAGUCAACGACUUCCAACCCUUUCAUCACUCGCGCUCAUCUUCCGCUGGCUGGGGCCCGCCAGCCCCGGGGCCGCUUCCGACAUUAGUGACCACCGAUAUUGCGUCCGUGCCGCCGCCCGAAGCCGGAAUCCACCGGCAGACAACGACACAAACCCUGCAGGAUGUGCUUUCACAGUAUUCAACUGGAUUCCGUCAUCAAGUCAGCAGGCUGUUGAAGCGCUACACGAUGCCGAGCAACACGAUGAUGAAUCAAUCACCGGCGGACGACGACCGACCUGGCACUGCCAACUCUAACCCAGCAUCGUGGAUAUUCGAGUACAAUGCGCCACAGAGAAACUCGGAAUCGCAAGCUGCACCCCUGCCCGGCGACUAUCUCAACCUACCGUACCACCUCCUCAAACAAGGCUUUUGCUCUGAAGGGCUUGCGGAGCAUGAUUCGCGAUCUUGCUUCUGCCACGUACGAGACGAGCUCCCGAAUGACUCUUGGGUCACCGGCUCAGGUCCAACUCCGUUUGCCCAACACAUCUUGCAUUGUGGAGAGCCUCCAAAUCAGGAUUGGAACACUCGCGACCCCUUCGGCCACAGUAUCCUGCAUCUUCUUGCAGCCGGGAACGCUCACCACGCCCUCUUGUUCAAGGCAAUCGAGUCGUCCCCCAACCCCUCAGUUACGAAUAGCGCCGGCCAGACAUUCCUACAUCUGCUCAACGACAGCUGGUUUACCCAACACGCCGAUUCUCUCUUCCAACUCAUUACUCAUCUGAAGCGAUCCGAUUUUGACUUGUAUGCUCGCGAUGUGUACGGGCGCAACUUUUGUCACAUUAUCCACUCAAAACAGCCGAGCAUUCUGAGCCAGGAGAUUAAAAAUGCCCUUCUUAACCAGUUUAACCCCAUGGCAUACUGCUGCCGCGACGCUUUUGGCAACAUUCCUGAAUCUGCCCCCAUCGCACUGCCAAUCCGGAGAGCCUAUACUGCUGCUGUCGGGCAAGAGAUGUCCUCAACCUGGGAUUCACAUACGUUGCGCAGGGGUCCUUCCCCUAUCGAGGAACAAGCACAACUUCUGAAGCUCGUCAACGAAGCACACACCAACACCCGAGUACAAGAUACACAAGGACGAAACGGUCUGCACUGUCUUGCCGAUGCUAUUCUCAGCCAGGAGUCAUUAUUCGCCAGGUUCCCCCAACAUCUCGCGCAGGCAGCUCCCGCAGAGCAUUCCGGCGGUAGCAGCCGUAAGCGCAAACACAACAAACCUAGCAAAACACUCACAGACUCCUCAAAGGAGAGACUCACUGCCAGGGAAAAGGUCGUGAGAGACCUCAUUGACCUCGGCGUUGACGCAAACCACUACGACAAAUACGGCAACACCGUGCUGAUGGCUUUUGUGGCCCAGCUACCCGAAGACGACGACUACAAGAAGCCCGUCAACAUCUUGGAGGCUCUCAUCGAUGCGGGUGCCGACGUCAAUGCCCGUAAUAAGAAUGGCGAGACCGCGCUGCAUGUCGCAGUCCGCAGAGGCAAAAAGCUUGCCAUGCGUACACUUCAACAACACAACGCAAACGUACAAGCCCGGGACGUGGAAGGUCGAAGUGUGCUUGAUGUAGCCGACAAAAUGGUAACGUCGUAUAAGCAGAACCCUCACUUCUCACACUACGAGGCUUGCCAUGCUUGGCUUUCGGGGCAAGCCAAGGCUGUUCAAUACCCAACAAUACACCAAGAAUGGGAGUUGCGAGACUCUUGAGAAUCUUGGGGAGAGAAUGAAUGGUUAGUGAGUGGAAAGAUGGAGAUACACAAAAGUUUGAUGGGUCUUGCUCCGAACUUUUCCCUUGUUUGCGUAGAAGUUCGUGGUGUUUGGCGUUGCUGUUGCUUUGAAGGAUAGAGAAACGAGCAAGGGGUGGUACAUGAGAGUGUAAGAUGGUAACGACAGCAGAACAUUAUUAG
Messenger RNA from Colletotrichum scovillei, 3081 nucleotides. RefSeq lists its product as uncharacterized. Gene Ontology annotation, molecular function: protein binding. The transcript has 2 exons. The coding region runs from base 740 to 2881 and encodes 713 amino acids. The record is from RefSeq and is a predicted model, not a curated record. Lineage: Eukaryota; Fungi; Ascomycota; Sordariomycetes; Glomerellales; Glomerellaceae.